AUGGCGCCAGGUCUAGACUCUUUUUGCGUUGGUUACAGCUCCAUGUCCAUCUCUACCUCCAGACAGGAAGGGGGUGCCGCUGCGUCCACGGCUCAAGGAAAGAGUGGGACUCAUAAAAUCUGCCUGGUGUGCUCCGACGAGGCGUCCGGCUGCCACUACGGAGUGCUCACCUGCGGCAGCUGCAAGGUCUUCUUCAAGAGAGCGGUGGAAGGCCAGCAUAACUACCUGUGUGCCGGGAGGAAUGACUGCAUUAUCGACAAGAUCCGGCGGAAGAACUGCCCAGCCUGCCGCUUCCGAAAGUGUCUGAUGGCAGGCAUGAACCUGGAAGCUCGCAAAACCAAAAAGUUGAAUCGCAUAAAGGGCGUCCAGAGCAGCAGUCCCCCGGAGCUGAUCCCCUCGCCCCCCGUGGAGACCCACUCCCUGGUCCCCAAGUGCAUGCCCCAGCUGGCCCCCACCAUGCUCUCUCUGCUCAAAGCCAUAGAGCCGGAGAUGAUCUACGCCGGCUACGACAGCACCCUGCCCGACACCUCCACCCGCCUCAUGACCACCCUCAACCGGCUGGGGGGGCGACAGGUCAUCUCUGCCGUCAAGUGGGCCAAGAGCCUGCCAGGCUUCAGGAACCUGCACCUGGACGACCAGAUGACCCUGCUGCAGUGCUCCUGGCUGUUCCUCAUGUCCUUCGGUCUGGGCUGGAGGUCCUACCAGCAGUGCAACGGCAGCAUGCUCUGCUUCGCCCCCGACCUCGUCAUCAACGAGAAGCGGAUGAAGCUGCCCGACAUGGCCGACCAGUUCGAGCAAAUGCUGAAGAUUUCCAGCGAGUUCGUCCGGCUGCAGGUGUCCCACGAUGAGUACCUGUGCAUGAAGGUGCUGCUGCUGCUCAGCACAGUGCCAAAGGACGGCCUGAAGAGCCAGUCGGUGUUCGACGAAAUCCGCAUGUCGUACAUCAAGGAGCUGGGGAAAGCCAUCGUCAAGCGUCAGGAGAACUCCAGCCAGAACUGGCAGCGGUUCUACCAGCUCACCAAGCUGCUGGACUCCAUGCACGAGAUGGGCGGUGGACUGCUGAGCUUCUGCUUUUACACUUUUGUGAAUAAGUCCCUGAGCGUGGAGUUCCCCGAGAUGCUGGCAGAGAUCAUCAGCAACCAGUUACCAAAAUUCAAGGCCGGAAGCGUCAAGCCUCUCCUGUUCCACCAGAGAUGA
Molecule: messenger RNA, 1197 nt
Organism: Menidia menidia (Atlantic silverside)
Lineage: Eukaryota; Metazoa; Chordata; Actinopteri; Atheriniformes; Atherinopsidae
Source: the annotation of a GenBank genome assembly